AUGCAGCGCCAGGCGGGCAAGCCAAUCGUGGCCAUCGGCGUCGGCGAAGCCCACUCGAUAUUCUUGUCGGCGCAAGGACAACUCUUCAGCGUCGGUUGGAACGACAAGGGGCAACUGGGGGCGACGAAAGCCGGGGCCAUUCCCCGAACACUUCUCGAGGCAUCAGUGACGUCGCUGGCGGUCGGCCAAGACCAUGCCGUCGCGUUGUGUGCCAACGGGAGUGUCUACGCGUGGGGUGGCAACAAGCACGGCCAGCUCGGCCUCGGGCAUCUCCAAGUGGCAUCGGCGCCGACGCGCGUGCCCGUCUCGCAGCGCCGAGUUGUGGCCAUCGCAGCCGGGGACGCCCACACUGUCGCGCUUCUCGAAACCGGUGCGAUUUACGGCUGGGGUCACUCGAUGGGACGCUUGCCUCAGAAAGUGUCGCCACCCACGCGGUUCGUCGCCGUCGGUGCCGGCAGCUGCUUCUCGGUCGCGCUCAGCGCUGGAGGCACGCUAUUUGCGUGGGGCCAAGGCACCCACGGCGAACUCGGUCUCGGUGACCACGUAACACACGUCGCGACACCGACUGCGUUGGCCGUGUCGAUUGCAGCCAAGCCCGUCAUGGUGGCCUCCGUGAGCUGCGGCGCCCACCAUGUGCUGGCCCUCUCACGCUGCGGGCACACAUUUGCCUGGGGUCACAACGCCAGAGGCCAGCUCGGGCUCGGCGACCUUCGCGAUCGCUUUGCGCCGACUCGGCUUCGUGCCCUGGACGGACUUGCGGUGAUAGCGCUGACGGCGGGGCUACACGGCUCUGUCGCCGUCGUGUCGGCGAAAGCAGCGUUGCCCACGUCGGUGGUGUACAUCUGGGGCGACCUCGGGUCCGUGGCCAUGGUGCCGAGCGAGUCCGUGGCCGCCGACGCGGUCGUUCUUGGCGCGACGGACAAGCGACUGACACCAACCAAGUUUUUACAGACGCCGGCAGCCGACGCGCCGACGCAGCGCAUCAGACGUACACGGCUCUGCUGCACGCGCCUCCACAGUUGCAUUCGUCACAUCGCGCGUGGCUGCUAA
Saprolegnia parasitica CBS 223.65 is the source of this 1050-nucleotide messenger RNA. RefSeq lists its product as hypothetical. Gene Ontology annotation, molecular function: guanyl-nucleotide exchange factor activity. The coding region runs from base 1 to 1050 and encodes 349 amino acids. Gene Ontology annotation, cellular component: cytoplasm. The record is from RefSeq and is a predicted model, not a curated record. Lineage: Eukaryota; Oomycota; Saprolegniomycetes; Saprolegniales; Saprolegniaceae. The transcript has 6 exons.